Molecule: messenger RNA, 2645 nt
Organism: Penaeus indicus
Lineage: Eukaryota; Metazoa; Arthropoda; Malacostraca; Decapoda; Penaeidae
Product: transmembrane protein 209-like
Exons: 12
Coding region: 141-1904 (587 amino acids)
Cellular component (GO): membrane
Source: RefSeq, a predicted model, not a curated record
CGGCGUGAGAGGUGCGUGAGGUCCUUUGUUAAAGUCUUUUGUUUGAAAUUUUCUCAAGCUAAAUCUUUCUCUUAUUUUCUUAAACUCAUGCGCAUUUUUCCCGUGAUUAUUACAUAGAUUAGAUAAGGCGAAGGGAAAGGAUGGCUCAGGUGUCACAGCUAGUGCAGGAUGCGCUAACCCGCAAAUCAGCUGACCAGACCAAGACUUCGGCCAAGAGAUGGUCGGCAGUUUUGUUUUUGUUCGUGGCCAUUCUCUUCCAUCUCUUGAAAGAAGAAAAUGAACAUUAUAACUGCAGCAGCAAGACAUGGUGGUGGACUUGCCUCUUCUUAUGUGUAGCUGCAUUUGUUGUGUUGCUGAAGCUUAUAAUGUCAUACGUUGCAAGCUAUCUGAAGCUCUCGCCAAUUGAAGUCACUGACAAACAGAGAUCUCUGCUUGCCAUUGGAGAAACAGAUCUUGGGUUUAAACCAGCAACACCCAAGAAAGCAAGCUCAACUCCAGUCGUAGACAAAUCCAUAUCCUUAUCAUCGUUAUUUGGAGCUACACUGCGCACUCCCACCCCUAUGAGUCCUCCUGGGGCAGUGACACCUGUGAACCUGACAGGCGGUUCGUGGGGGAAUCUCUCCUCACGCAGUUUGUCACCAUCACUGCAGACCCCUGGUUCCUCACCCACCAGUCCAGCUAUCAACUUCAGCAUGUCAGGCAGCAGCUCAGGGUCUGUCACAGCAAAUUCGUGGGCUUUCCACUGCAAUCAGUCUUCCAUCCUUGACUCUUCCUAUAAUGUCUUGGCUAGCCCACAGCAUCACAUGUUUUCGCCAUCACAACUCUCAGAUUCCCUGGUUGGUAACCGGCUAGGUGGGGGUGCCAGCAGUCCACCAUCACCCUCCAUGUAUGGCCCCCCUAUCACUGAUAAUGCAGAACUCCAGGACUACUUGCAGCAAUACAAAGAGAAGGAAAAGUUGAGGCAGAUUAUGUCACAGUCAGAGAGCAGCAAUGGCAUGAACAGUUCCCUGUGGGCUUAUGGUGGUUCUCCAUUGUCACAGCUGUCAGAUUACAGCAACCUCCUCCGCAAAAACAUCUAUCAGGCUGCCACCAAAGAUACAGGACUGGAGACUAAUUCUACUGAUAGUAAGAAUGAUGAUUCCAAGGCAUCAACACUUUGCAGUAGUAGUGUUAGCAAAAUAUGGCGGAAAAGAAAUGUUACACCUGAGGAGCUGUUCCAGUUUACUGAAAAUCUACGUAUCUGGAUGUCGGCAAAUCUUCUAGUUCCACUUGUAAAAGAUAUUGACAGUACCAAUAAGGCCUUGAGUGCUGCAGCUCCAGAGAUACAGAUUGGGUGUGUUGGUGUCGAUAAACUGAAGAAGACAGCACAGAACAUUUCAGGAGUAAAACAACUGUCAGAUCUGAUCCCCUUCCUGGAUAUGACAAUUCAUCAGGAUUACCUGGUACACCGGCUGCGGCAGCUCAGUUCAGGAGGUGCUAUAUCAGCAUAUCGUUGGAAUGGAGGCAGCAGUAACUUCAAUGGAAAGCCUUGGAAAGAUGAAUAUCCGACAGAUACUGCUAUCCUUCUGCAUGUUUUUGCCAUGUACAUGGACAGACAGCUUCCCCCAGACAUCCAGCAGCCAGAGGGAAGGAUGUUUUCCAGCACACACUUGAUCAAGGCACCUGAAAAGCCAGCCAAGCCUACUACAAGGCCUCUUCUAUAUCUCACUCAGGUAAAUCCCCCCCACCUGAAGGUAGUUCUCCCGCCUGAUGAGGAGUGUGAAGUCGGCAGUGGCAGAAAUAACUUAAUCCACGCCCUCCUCCUGUUCAUUCAUCAUGUGACACAUCAACAACACUCGCGCAUCGCCAACAUCAACCUCACUAUGUCUGGAGUAAACCUGACUUGGGUGGUGAGGAAGAGCUGAAAAUAGGGUGCUAUAGUUAUCAAUGUAAAAACUUUUUAUUUUAGAUGCUAUUGUUCACAGCAGUAUUAUUGACUAUGGAAUUUAGACAAUUCUUGUAUUGACAGUGAAGUGACCUUUACCAUUUGAUCCUCUUUGUUUUAUGAUUACCUUUUAUUACUAAUUUCUCUGCAUCUCAUUUGUUGUUGUUGUGAAAGCUAUUAAUGCCAAAGUAGAUUAUAAGAACCAUUGUGUAAAAUGUCUUGUUUGUAUUAUGGUUGAAGUUGAUGAUUUCAUUUAUUUCAGUGUUGCAUUUUUUUGCCUAAACAGUGUUAAAAGUGAAAAUCAUGAAAUGGCAUAUACAAACUGUUUUACAGUGUUCAGGGCUGGGCUGAGCUUUUUUUUCAUGUGUUUCUAGAUUUGGAAAAAUGGUCUGAUGUGAGGUUAUGUACUUACAGAAUUACUAAUUGUGUAAGAGACUUUAUAGAGACCCAGUGUAGAAAUCUAUCCCCAUUUGAAUGAUACAUUUGUGUGUACGGAGUGAUUGCUUGUAUGGAAGGUAUGGUUGUCUGUUGCGUUUGAUCCAUCUCUUUGUAUAUUACAUGUGUAUAUCAUCUGUGUGGAUGCUUUUGUAUAUGUACAUAAUCUUUGCAUUUACUUACUUAUGAAUAAAUAAGCAAACAACUGAAUGAGUCAUGUAUUGUGUGUACAUAUUUUCACUACUUUUAUGUGACUGUGACAUUUAAAAAUAAAAAAAGUUAGUUA